Molecule: messenger RNA, 3507 nt
Organism: Colletotrichum scovillei
Lineage: Eukaryota; Fungi; Ascomycota; Sordariomycetes; Glomerellales; Glomerellaceae
Product: capsular associated protein
Exons: 2
Coding region: 1248-3260 (670 amino acids)
Source: RefSeq, a predicted model, not a curated record
UUGGGAUCUCCCAUGCUUACUUGAAACUUGUCUGGGCGUCACCUUCUUCCAAGUUCCCCCACCCGCACAGCCCACGGUCCACUGUCCCGCAGCCCAAGCGCUCGGCAGCAUCUACGCAGUACCUAUACAUCAUCACCACAAUAUUCCAGGUUCAUCAUCAGCAUCAGCAUCAACAUUCGGACCUGCAUCAAGCCUCUGCAGCCCCCCUUCGAGCACAUGUCUACCGCCCCCAUCGGAAUCUUCCAGUCUUCUCCCAACAACCAUCAACUUCUCCAGCUUCCUCCGAUUGACCUGGAUCUUUCAUCUUUCCCGUCCUCCCGUAUCCCGACCGUCUCAUCCCAUCCCGUCCCAUCCAACUUCACGGAUAUCCACACCUCCAUCCACAAUCCACAUGCGCAGAACGGAUACUCCGUAACACCGCCCAUCCAUCCAUCCACCUGCCUCAGACAUCAUAGGUAGCUGCUACCUUGCCCCAUACCUACCUUACCUCAGAUCAGCAUCUCCACGUUGUCGCCCAUCUCACUUUGCCGUCACUGCGCCUUCCCAUCUGCCGUACUCUGCGUACUGCGCACUCCCGCAUCCCUAUCCGAACAAACACCCGCUGUCCCCGUCACUUUGGUCCAGUUUGCCUUCGAAUACCUACAGCACCAACUUCUAGUCGUCCUCUGUUGGCACUGAGUUACCCACGGACCAGUCCUGUGCACGAAGCCGCCUCUUCCCUGUUCCGACAUCCAAUCUCGACCUCCUCGUCCUUCAGUCCACCUUCAAUGGCACUGUUCUAACCAGCCGCCCGUCUUCCUCCUUGAGCACUUCUUCUUUUGCUCCUUCUUCCGUCAUUCCUUACCUUUCUUCUUCAUCCAAUCAAUCCCGUUUCACUCGGUCGGCUUUCUUCUUCCUUGUAAUUUCUCGUGUUCCAACUGUUCAUAGAGCUUGGCACCGUUGGGUCCUUCGAAUCCCCGACAACCACCUCGAAUCGUGUCUCGCGAUUUCCGACUGCAACACCCAACCGGCCAACAACCAAGCUCCUGCUCUCCGCGCCUCGAGCCACGCUUUACCUUCUUCUCGAUCGCGGUCUUGCGCUACCGCUCGCUUGUUGAACUGGCCUGGCUGAGCCGGCUGCCAGGCCUCCUUCAUCCGAUAUCCGAACCAUCCUUCCACUCGAGUCCAUCUUCCACCCCCCCGGGAACGACUUGCGACGAUACCCAACCUCACUACCCCUUCCCACGACCCCGCGACCACUCGACACCAUGGUGAAGCUCAUUCCACCAUCAUUUCCGCCCCGGCGGCCUUCGAGCUUCCUCCGCUACGCCGCCGCCGUCAUCUUCUUCGUGGCACUCUUCUACUACUUCGACCCGCGAUACCCAAGAGAACCUCUGACACAGCUUCAACCAGAGAAGCCGAAGCAACCCCCGCAGGCACCAGACCCAGUGGCUCCGGCACGGGUUGAGGAUGUCACAAAGCCGACAGCUCAGGCCGAGACGACACCGAUACCUCCGAAAGCCGAUCAAGCAUCGCCGGGAGCUAAACCCUCCUCAGCGGGGAAUACCAAGGUCGAAGGCGGUGACGAUCCGUCAAAAGGACAUCCCAUCGAUGCCUUGAUCAAAGAUGCCGACGAAACGUUUGAUAAGUUGUUGGAGAAGGAGACCAAGACGCUGCCCGCCGCGGCCAAGGCCUACCGCGAGCGACGUGGUCGCCACCCACCGCCGGGCUUUGACGCAUGGUUUCAAUUCGCCCAGGAUCGCAAGGCCGUCAUUGUCGAGGACUUUUUCGACCAGAUCUACCACGAUCUAAAACCGUUCUGGGGCCUCGAACCAUCGCGCAUCCGAAAAGAGGCGGCUGAGUGGGAGAUGGUGAUCAAGGUGCGCAAGGGUCGAGCUACCCGUAUCAGCGACUGGUUCUGGACCAUCCACUGGACAAACAUGCUCAAGACGAUUGAGCACCUGCUACCCGACAUGGACAUCGCCCUGAACCCGAUGGACGAGCCGCGUAUGGUGGUGCCGUUUGAGGAUAUGGAGCAGCAUUUGAGGGACGCUGCCCUGACGGAAGGGAUGCCCGAACCGAAAAAGGUUAUGAACACAUUCCAGGCUCUGCCUAGUAGCAAAAAGGAGCUCGACCGCAACGUCAAGGUCAAGAGCAAGCACUGGGAUAAAGUCACGAAACAGUACUGGCUCAUUGCCCGCCGUGGGUGCCCUCCCGACAGCCCUGCUCGACUGGCAAAGACGCAAAGGACCUUUAACCAUGCCCCCGCCGUUUCGACAAAGUAUGCCAAGCCGCAUAUGCGCGACGGUUUCGUCUCCAACUACACUCUCUCGACCCAUAUCUGCCACCAACCCGACUUGCAAGGCCUCAAUGGCAUCUUCAUUGAGCCCCUCAGCACAGCUGCCACGCCUGUGCUGUUCCCCAUGUUUGGCGGUUCCAAGCUGGCUGUCAACAACGAGAUUCUGCUUCCUGCGGCCAUGUACUGGACAGAGGAAGAACGGUUCAGUGGCGGGGGGUACCAUGGGGGUCGCUGGAACAAGAAGAAGGACGCGGUGCUCUGGCGCGGCGUCGCAACGGGUGGGCGCAACCGCGUGGAUAACUGGCAAGGGUUCCAGCGCCACCGCUUCGUAGCCAUGAACAACGCGACCAAGGUCACGGGCGCCGAAGACGGCACGAUGGACCCGAUCAACUUUUCUCUGCCCGACAAGAUGUACAACAUCGCAGCGCAGGCGGUGGGUGGACUGGGCGACUGGAUCAAGUCGUGGGCCAAUGUUGGGUUCACGGAUCUCAUGUGCGAGCCCGAGGGCAAGGCCGGAACGUGCAACUACACGAGCCCCCACUUCAACCUCACCGAGGGGGUCAUGCUCUCCGAGAUGUACGACAACAAGUACCUCCCCGACGUUGACGGCAACAGCUUUUCGGGCCGGUACCUCGCAUUCCUGGGCAGCACGAGUCUCCCCAUCAAGUCGACGCUGUGGCGGGAAUGGCACGACAGCCGUCUCGUGGCAUGGAAACACUUUGUGCCGAUGGACACGCGGUAUAACGAAUAUUACGGCAUCAUGGAAUACUUUUUGGGAUACGGCGACGAGAGACCAGGCCACGACGCCGAGGCGGAGAAGAUUGCCAUGGCGGGCAAGGCGUGGGCCGAGAAGGCGCUGCGCAAGGAAGACAUGCAGAUUUACACUCUGCGGUUGCUUCUCGAGUACGCGCGCGUUACGGACGAGAGAAGAGAGAGGAUGGGCUGGGUGCAUGACUUGCUGGCGGAGCAGACAUCCAGUUGAGAGAGAGCGUGAGGACGCAGAAAGGAUUGUUGUUUCGUCGCAUGGAUACCACACCGCGGAAUACGGGAAGUCAAAAAGGGCAUGGCGUUAUUUUAUCUCUAUUAUAGUGUUCCGGUCCGUCUCUUUGGGGAGUUUUUGGUGUAACUCGCAAGGGCCCCUACUUGUCAGCCUUUUUAUGGGUGUUUUGAGACUUUUGUCUACGGAUCCUACCGGGACUGACUCCCUCAAACGGGAGAAUGAGGAAAGC